Messenger RNA from Panicum hallii, 2655 nucleotides. Its product is annotated as histidinol dehydrogenase, chloroplastic-like. Gene Ontology annotation, biological process: L-histidine biosynthetic process. The record is from RefSeq and is a predicted model, not a curated record. The transcript is spliced from 14 exons. Lineage: Eukaryota; Viridiplantae; Streptophyta; Magnoliopsida; Poales; Poaceae. Gene Ontology annotation, molecular function: metal ion binding; histidinol dehydrogenase activity; NAD binding. Gene Ontology annotation, cellular component: cytoplasm; chloroplast stroma. The coding region runs from base 723 to 2447 and encodes 574 amino acids.
CCAGUGUAGGGUAAUUUUUGGCUGAACCUAUCGCCAUCCAAUCUGCCUGCUCCCCUUGGCCCACCGCGCCUCCUCUUCCCAGGUGCUGAAGCGCCGCCGCCCCGCGCCCGCCCUCCGGCCUCCGCACCUCCGCGGCCCCUUCCUGCUAUCCUGCUGCACCUCCUCCGCCCGCGCCCGUCGCUGCUGCCCUGCUCCCUGCUCUCCCCCGCGGCCUCGCCUCGGAGUGCCAAGCAGCCGCCGGACGGCCGGAGCUAGGGUUUCGGCCGAAAAUCGCUGCGGCCAGGGCGCCGGUCUGUUCGCCGUCUUCGUCUCUCUCAUCGCAUUCAGUGGACUACCCCAGGUUUGAAUGCUGGUUCCGCCACUGGAUACGGUUCGUCUCUCCCUCCACUUCGCUCCCCUUGCCGAGCUCGAUUUCUGUUCAAUUUUCGCGCUCCCUCCCCUUGCCUCUGACACUUGCGAACGCUCCAGAAUUGGAUCGUGCUCUGUUGAUGGGCAGCUUGCGCGAUCCACCGGCGCCGGCGCCGCUCGUUGGGAGAGUUAGGGUUUUACGUGGUUCUGGGCUCCAUUUUGCCUCCGCCAGAGUCCUCAAACCCAGAGAUGCGCGCUUGUUGGAUUACAUCCUUUUGCAGUUGCUGCCAGCAACUGGUUCCUAAUGUUGCUGGCUAACUUCCGUGGAACGGCGUGUUGCUUCCUGAUGUUCAGGGUUGACUGCCAGUAGCGUGAUGAAGUCGUAUAGGCUGUCCGAGCUCAGCGACGCCGAGCUUAGGGGCCUCAAGGCUCGUCCCCGCAUUGACUUCUCGUCCAUAUUCGGCACGGUGAAUCCAAUUGUUGAGGAUGUCCGUGUCAGAGGCGAUGCUGCUGUUAAGGAUUAUACAGAAAAGUUUGACAAGGUCACACUUGAUGAUGUUGUUGUGUGUGUUAUCGAUCUCCCAGAUGCAGAGCUUGAUCCAGCUGUGAAGGAAGCCUUCGACGUUGCAUAUGACAAUAUAUAUGCCUUCCAUGUUUCACAAAAAUUACCCGAGAAGACAGUUGAGAAUAUGAAAGGGGUAAGAUGUAAAAGAAUAACAAGAUGCAUUGGCUCUGUUGGGCUGUAUGUCCCAGGUGGCACUGCCGUCUUGCCUUCAACUGCGUUGAUGCUUGCUGUGCCUGCACAGAUUGCUGGAUGCAAAACUAUUGUUCUUGCCACACCCCCUAGUCGUGAUGGUAGCAUAUGCAAGGAGGUUCUUUACUGUGCAAAAAAAGCUGGUGUCACACACAUACUGAAAGCUGGAGGAGCUCAGGCAAUCUCAGCUAUGGCAUGGGGAACUGCGUCGUGCCCAAAGGUUGAGAAGAUUUUUGGGCCUGGUAACCAGUAUGUAACAGCUGCCAAAAUGAUUCUUCAGAACAGUGAAGCUAUGGUAUCUAUAGACAUGCCUGCUGGGCCUUCUGAAGUUUUAGUCAUUGCCGAUAAAUAUGCAAACCCAGUUCAUGUUGCUGCUGAUUUGUUAUCUCAGGCAGAGCACGGCCCUGAUAGUCAAGUUGUUCUAGUUAUUGCUGGAGAUGGUGUUGAUUUGGAUGCCAUUGAAGCAGAAGUUAGCAAGCAGUGCAAUGCUCUUCCAAGAGGUGAAUUUGCCUCAAAAGCACUUAGCCACAGUUUCACUGUGUUUUCCAAAGAUAUGGUUGAGGCCAUAUCAUUCUCAAAUUUGUAUGCCCCUGAGCAUCUGAUCAUCAAUGUAAAGGAUGCUGAGCAGUGGGAGGAGUUAAUCGAGAACGCAGGUUCAGUUUUCUUGGGCCAAUGGACUCCAGAGAGUGUGGGCGAUUAUGCGAGUGGAACGAACCAUGUCCUUCCAACCUACGGUUAUGCGAGGAUGUACAGUGGUGUGUCACUGAAUUCUUUCCUCAAAUACAUUACUGUCCAAUCCCUAACAGAGGAAGGGCUGAGAAAGCUGGGUCCGUACGUCGCAAAGAUGGCUGAAGUCGAAGGGCUCGAGGCGCACAAGAGAGCCGUUACCCUGAGGCUGCAAGAGGAGCAUGACGCGGAGGAGGAAGAUGUUCCUCCUUGUUUUGAGGUCCCAGCCGAAGACAGCCCUAGGAGCACAAGUAGCAACAAGAGGGGCAGCAGCACAAGCACAACUGGGGCCAGUCAUUCAAAGAAGAGCAAGAGCGCGUACUUCAACAUGUUCAGAUCCAUGGUGAAGCAGAACUCAGAAGUUAGUGGGGCGAAGCUUCAAAUGAUGAAGGAGAGGCAGGCAGAGAAGAAGAUGAAGGAACAGCAGGAAAGCACCCAGCAUGAAGCUGUGAUCCAGUGCGCCCUGGAAGCUGGGAUUGAGCCUGGCAGUCCAGAGUACUUGGCCCUGGGCUACCUUUGUGGAAGUGCCAUCAUGACGCGCUUGUUCUUUAAGUGCCAAACACCUGAACAAAGGAUAGCCUUCAUCAGGAGAUACAUGAAGGCUGAAAAUUUGGACUAGUUGUCUUUCAAUCUGUUGUGCACUACUGUAGACAGGAUUUGGUUUCAGACUAAUUUAUUUCCGUGCUUGGUUGUGUGAGAAUAAUUUAAUUUCGGCUAUGGUUGUUGUGUGAGAACAAUUUCAUUUCGGCUAUGGUUGAGGCCACUGUGACCGUCUAGCUGCUGCCAUGACCCAUUUUAUUGUUCAAACUCGACGUGGGGUUUUGAAA